This is a messenger RNA of Stylophora pistillata, 2710 nucleotides long. RefSeq names its product E3 ubiquitin-protein ligase TRIM45. The record is from RefSeq and is a predicted model, not a curated record. NCBI's taxonomy places the organism in Eukaryota, Metazoa, Cnidaria, Anthozoa, Scleractinia, Pocilloporidae. Gene Ontology annotation, molecular function: protein binding; zinc ion binding.
ACAGGCGAACUAUGGAUAUCAAAACGUUCCUUCACAAUCUUCGUGAAGAAGUGUCUUGUCCAGUAUGUACAAAUAUCUACACGGAUCCAAAACACCUCCCAUGUCUUCACAGUUUCUGUCUGCAAUGCUUAAAAAAAUGGCACAAAACAAGCCAUGGCGGAGAAACAAUCAGAUGUCCGAAAUGCCAAGUUGUUAGCAGAGUGCCCGACAGUGGCGAUCUGAAAGACCUUCCCACCAGUUUUUAUCUGAACGGUUUGAUUGAUGUACUGGCCAUUAAAGAAUGCAAAACCAGCCAAGUUGAAUGUGGAAACUGUCAAAAGAAAAGUUUCAAGAGUUCUUAUUGUUUCCAUUGUUGCAUGUUUUGGUGUGAAGGGUGCCUAAUUGCACAUAACAUCAUUCAAGGCAAUAAAGAUCACCGUGUUUUAGCGCUCAAGGACUUUCAAGAAAAAGAUUACACAGAUGUGUUGAAACUACCCUUGUACUGCUCUAUACAGCGGCACGAGAAAGAAGAACUUAAAUAUUUCUGCAACAACUGUGAAACGGCAGCUUGCCAAAGCUGUGUUUUGAUAGAUCAUGCGGGUCACGCCAUAGUGCACCUAGAGGAAGAAGUGGAAAGACAAAAGACGAAAAUAAAAUCACAAAUUGAAAUACAGAAGCGCGAUAUACAAGAAAAGAUUAACACUAUGGGUCAACUGAAUGAAGACUGCGCUAAAUUGAUACAACAAAUCGAAGAAAUAAAGAGAGGAGUGCAGACGUUUGUGGACAAUUUGAUCGCAACUAUUGAAGCAAAGAAACAGAAUGUCUUUACAGCGGUGGAGGAUGAAACGAAGAGAUUUCUCGAAGCUCUAACAACGCAAAAGACGGAGAUAGAAUGUAAAAUAAAGAUCAUCGAAACAUCGCUGGAAAAAGCUGAUAUAAUUCUAAAGCGAAGCACAAACGCAGAUGUCGUUCAGGGGAAGGAAUCAUUAGAGAAAAUCUUUCAGAGAGCUACCCAAAGCCAGCCAAAGGACCGAUACCCGCAAAAGCUUCCUGUUUUAAAUUUUGUGGAAAACCCAAAGAUGCUCAACACCGUAAACGCCGAAGAAAUCGGAAUGUUGCAAAUGGCUCACCAAACGAAAGCAAGUCAGUCAGUUGCUGCAGGAAAAGGACUUGAAGAAGUAAUUGCUAACCGUGAAGCGCAGUUUACUUUGACUACAAGGAACUUCAAAGGAAAAGAGUGUUACAAUAAACGUGACAAUGUAACGGUAGAGAUCACGGAUGAACAAGGACGAGACUGCGCCACGGACUUGCGAAUAAUUGACAAUAACGAUGGACGCUAUCAAAUCAGCUUUUCUCCUAGAAAUGAAGGAAGAUGUAAAUUGACAAUAAAGGUAAACGGGGAACAUGUUCGGGGCAGUCAAUUUUUUGUCCUCGUAAAACCAUUUCAGUUUAGACCUGUUUUAUCUUCUGGCGAGAAAGGUUCGUCUCUUCGAAAAUUUAGUCUGCCUUGGGGUGUGACAGUGAAUGCUAGGGACGAUAUCGCUGUAACUGAUUUCGGGAAUCACAGAGUUCAAAUUUUCAGUGGUAAAGGAAAAUUUUUGAGAUCAUUUGGUAAAAAGGGUGACAAAGCGGGAGAAUUCAACAAGCCUCGGGGAAUAGCAAUUCAUAACAAUGGCAAUAUUUUCGUGGCAGACAGUUUUAAUUAUAGAAUCCAAAUUUUCAGUGGCGAAGGUGAGUACGUGGGAGGCUUUGGUGGGAAAGGAAACCUUGAUAGUCAGCUUGAUAAUCCCUAUGGUUUAUCUGUAGACGUUGAUGGGAACAUCAUUGUUGCUGAUGCGAAUAACAAACUGAUUAAGAUCUUCUCUCCUGAUGGCAAGUUUCUAAGGAAAAUAGGUGGACAGGGCACUCUAACGUUUCCUUUCCACUGUAUUCAGUAUGAUAGAUAUCUCAUAGUGUCUGACACUAGUGAAAAUUGUAUCAAAGUUUUUGACAGGAAUGGAAACUUUCAGUACAAGUUUGGAAAACAUGGAGCAGGGGACGGGGAGUUUGAGAACCCAAGCUGUUUGUUACUGAACAAGUCCGGACAACUUUUGAUCUGUGACUCUUCAAAUCAUAGAAUACAAGUAUUUGAACUGAAUGGAAAGUUUGUAGGUAAGUUUGGAACACGAGGUUUAAAUUUAGGAGAAUUCAGUGUUCCAUGGGCACUCGCUGCUCUCAGUACUGGGCGAUUUGUUGUUGCUGAACUUGGUAACCAUCGUAUCCAGAUAAUUGAGUAGUCCACGUUCGCUUUAGUGAAUUAUAUGGUUUACUAUAAUUUGAGCAAAGCCGUUUAAAUUUAAACGGUUAAUAUUAGUUUAUGCAUAAAUAAAUCAAGUUUUACAGAAAAUUCACUAGAAAAAACAGCGAUUAGAAAGAAAUGGUAGAAGACUUCUUUAGCGUAUAGAUCCGUUAAUUUUUGGCUAAGUGGGAGAACAAUUGAAGGAUAAUCAAAUCCAGUACCUAUGUUUGUGAACAUUCCGAUAGAAGCCUAUUUCUACUGAGAAUGUAUUGUUUACAGAAAUUUUUGCAAAUAUAUUUGGUAUUCACUUUUUUAACAAACCAAAGGUUUUUGUUAUUCAUUCUAAUUGGGCGCACAACAAACGAUUACGGUCACUCCUAGAAAUUCUGUGGGGCCUUUGCUUAUUAAUUUUUUGUGGAUAAAAUUAAAAAAAUAUAUAUAUAUAGAGAGAGA